Messenger RNA from Eublepharis macularius, 1748 nucleotides. It is a transcript of the gene LPAR4, whose product is annotated as lysophosphatidic acid receptor 4. Gene Ontology annotation, cellular component: membrane. Gene Ontology annotation, molecular function: lysophosphatidic acid receptor activity. Lineage: Eukaryota; Metazoa; Chordata; Lepidosauria; Squamata; Eublepharidae. The record is from RefSeq and is a predicted model, not a curated record. The transcript has 2 exons. Gene Ontology annotation, biological process: positive regulation of Rho protein signal transduction; phospholipase C-activating G protein-coupled receptor signaling pathway. Bases 433 to 1482 code for a protein of 349 amino acids.
CCAGCCCCAACUCGGCUCGGGCGCUGCGAGCGGGAGGCGAGCGGGCUGAGCCGGAGGCGCAAGAGAAGAGGCUUCGCCUUGGCCGCUCUGCAAACAAAGGCGCCGAGCCGGGCAGCGCUGCGGAGGGGCGGCCGCCGCUGGACCCUUGCAAAGUGGGCCGAGGCGAGCGAACCCCGGGGGUGGCCUCACAACGAAAUGGGUCGGAGCUCCGGAAUGCCGAGCCGGGAGCGUUUAACUCGGCUCGCUUAGCUGGCUGCCUGCGGGGCUGAUCCCGCCCGGAAAGACUCGCCUCUGUUUGGGAUAAAAACGCAAACAUCCUGACUAUGUGGCAACAGACAUUCAGGCCAUCUCAGUGGCACACACUUCUUAAGGAGAACAGAAAUCCCUGACUUAUAUUGCAUGGAAUUGGACUUUGGAUAGAGCAGAGCUGGAAUGGGAAAUCACAGCGACAACCAUACCUGUGUGACAGAUGAUUCAUUCAAGUACAACCUCUAUGGCGCUGUCUACAGUGUGGUGUUCAUCCUUGGCUUGAUCACCAACUGUGCCUCUUUGUUCAUGUUCUGCUUUCGCAUAAAAAUGCGGAACGAAACGACCAUUUUCAUGACCAACCUGGCGGUCUCGGAUUUGCUCUUUGUCUUCACACUCCCGUUCAAAAUCUUCUACAACUUCAACAGGCACUGGCCUUUUGGAGACACUUUGUGCAAGAUUUCAGGGACCGCCUUCCUGACCAACAUCUAUGGGAGCAUGCUGUUCCUCACCUGCAUCAGCGUUGACCGCUUCCUUGCUAUCGUCUACCCAUUUCGAUCUCGUACCAUUCGGACACGAAAAAACUCAGCCAUUGUGUGUGCAGGUGUCUGGAUUCUGGUCCUCAGUGGAGGAAUAUCAGCAUCUUUGUUUUCCACCACUAACGUCAACAAUGCAAGUACGACGUGUUUCGAAGGUUUUUCCAAACGCAUAUGGAAGACCUACUUAUCCAAGAUUACAAUAUUUAUUGAAGUGGUUGGCUUCAUUAUUCCCUUGAUGCUCAACCUCACCUGUGCAUCUUUGGUGCUGAGGACUCUGCGGAAACCUGACACCCUCUCCCAGAUCGGCACAAACAAAGAGAAAGUACUCAAGAUGAUCGUGGUGCACGUGGCUGUCUUCAUAGUCUGUUUUGUACCCUACAAUUCCAUCCUUUUUUUGUACGCUCUCGUACGUUCUCAGGCCAUCGCUAACUGCUCCUUGGAGAGAUUUGCAAGGACCUUGUACCCGAUCACAUUGUGUGUUGCCACCCUGAAUUGCUGUUUUGACCCUUUUAUCUACUACUUCACUUCAGAAUCUUUUCAGAAGUCUUUCUAUAUCACUUCGGACCUCAAAAGCGAUUCUCUUUGCAAGACUGAAACUGCACUAACAACCCAGGUCAUCCCGCCAGCGAUACGGGAGGAGAUGAGUGUUCAGGCCAUUAGAAAUGGGAGAGAUCUGAUGUCUGAAUCCCACUUUUGAUACUGGAGCUUUCAACAUCAGAUGUGUGCUGAGAACUGGGUUUCAGAGAGAGCUCCAUGUCUAGGAAAAGGAUGCUCAUUCCAAACCAGGAAAGAUGGGAACGACACAGGAAAUGUUAAAAAAAAAAAAGAAAGAACAGCAAACUGGAUGUUCUAACUACCUUGUGAAAACAGAUCAUCAUAUGUUAACUCAAAUAACAUUACCUAUAUGUAUCAUCCGUAUGCUUUUGAAGCUAAGAAAUAAUAAAAUAUGUCACCUUUUCUUGA